Trifolium pratense (red clover) is the source of this 1718-nucleotide messenger RNA. RefSeq lists its product as uncharacterized. NCBI's taxonomy places the organism in Eukaryota, Viridiplantae, Streptophyta, Magnoliopsida, Fabales, Fabaceae. The transcript has 2 exons. The record is from RefSeq and is a predicted model, not a curated record. Bases 398 to 1318 code for a protein of 306 amino acids.
UUCUUCUCCAUCUCACACCUUAAUUCAUUGACUUUGACCCUUUCUAACAAUAAAUUAAAUUUCCCUAUUUUUAACUCUCAUUUUCCAUCCAUCUCAAACAAAACCCUCCUUCCUUCUUCUCUCUUUCUUUCCCUCUUAUUUCCCUUUCAUCUUUUCGAUUAAACCCUUCUUUUCCGCUCCUUCUAUUUCCCCUUCUCAGGGAAAACAAAAAAAACAAAAAACAGAACAAAAAUCAACAAAACAGAGCAAUUUUUCUCAUCCAUACCCAGGUUCAAUUUUCCAUCAAAUUCAUCUUUUUUUCUUUCUGGGUCUUAAUCAAUUUCAUCAAAACGCAAAAGGGUCAUUUUAGUUUGUUCUAAUUCAAAUCAAAAUCCGAAAUUUAUAAAUUUUUUGUUAUAUGGAUCAAAACGAAGAAGCGAUUUCAAAGAGCGAAAACUCAUUGAAUUUUUCUUCUCUUAAGAGUCAUAGAUCCUGGCUUGAAAUUCGUCUUUUCUAUGUUCGAAUUUCACCUUGUUUAAUCGAUAGUGUUCCUGAAAGUUUAACCCUAUGUCAUCCAAAACGAGAAAUCGGUUUUUCUCUUGUAAUAAACGGUUCACCAAUCCCUGCAACCGUUUCAGCUCCGCCCCUUACGCUCCGUCGUGACCGUAUCGAUAAAGAGUCCGCUGAGGUAACGUAUGUGAGCACAGAUAAUGUGAGGAUAACUGGUGGUGCUGAAUUUGAGGUUUAUGAGAAAGAUGUUUUGUUUCUUUGUGGUUCAUUGGAACGGUUAGAUGCUGAUUGGGGUAAUGGGUCUGGUUGGGAUAUGGAUUGUCAUGUGGCGGUUGGGUCUAUUGGGAAGGGUUGUUCGGCGUUUUUUCGGCCGAAGCUCGGAGUUUCAGCUCCUUCGGUUGAAGUUUAUGUUGCUGGAUGUUGUUCUGGUGUGCCUGUUAUUUUGAGUAAGACUAUUUCAAUGAGUCCUAGGAGGAGAGUUCCUAGACAUGCUAUUUUGGAUGCUAUUCCAGAAGAUGAGGAGAUGAAUGUGAUGGAUAAGGAUCAUGUUAGUGGUGUGAAUGGAUUAAUUCCACACCCUAAAUUGCAGGUAACAGGGUCUGCAGGGUCGGAAGUUGAUGAUUAUGAUCUUGAUGGCAAGAUGGCGAACGGUUUCUACUCUCAAGAAAUGUAUCUUGGUGAGGACGGACAACUCACAUGGUUCAAUGCUGGUGUUAGAGUUGGUGUUGGGAUUGGCCUUGGGAUGUGUGUAGGGAUUGGGAUUGGCGUUGGAUUACUCAUGCGUUCAUAUCAAACAACUACCAGAAACUUUAGGAGGAAAUUUUUCUAAUCAAUAGUAAUGAAUUUGCUGCUCCCGUUCAUUGAGAAAUCGAAGAAGAUAUACUAAUACUGGAGUUGGAUCAACAACAACUUGAAUGCAUGAGCCAUGAGUUUUGUUAAUGACUGAGGAAGGUUAUGCAUCGUUUAGUUUUUGUAGGUUUGGUGCGGAUGCUUUCAUCUAUCACGUAGACUUGAAGAUUUGCAUUUUAAAUAAGUUGUAUCUGAUCCUCCAACAACAUGAUGUCGUGUGCCGACAGGAACAAGUGUUCAAUGGCCAGCAUCAAGCUUAAGAGAGGUUUUAAAUGUGAACAUAUACCAAGAUCUUACUGUUCGUUUGCUUGUAGAUAUUUUAUAAUUAUAUUCAUUUUUUUAUAUGUAUAUUUCUUUUCCAUGGGAAAUGAUUUUUUUUA